AACUCCUUCCCGGUUUCCAAGCCCGCCUAUAAAUAACAACCCCACAAAAAAGUCACAAAACCCAAACCCAAUCCCAAUUCAUUUCUUUCUCUCUUCCACCCUCCCCACACCCCCAAAUUAUUCAACAAAUUCAAAAAAAAAAAAAAAAAAAAAAAACCCAAGUAGAGAGAUCUCGAUCUCCGAAUAUUCCCUUCCUUCUACUUCCACGAGAGCGAUAUAUGGAGAUGGGAAAUGGAGGAGGAGGAGGAGGAGAGGUUAGGAGGGUGAAUGUUGUGUAUUUUCUCAGCCGCGGCGGCAAGGUCGAGCACCCGCACCUCAUCCGCGUCCACCACCUCCACCGCGCCGGCGUCCGCCUCCGCGAUGUGAAGAGGUGGCUAUCGGAAUUGAGGGGGAAGGACAUGGCGGACUCCUUUGCCUGGUCUUACAAGAGGUAUAGGAGCGGAUACGUAUGGCAGGAUCUGACGGACGACGAUCUCAUCACCCCGAUCUCCGACAACGAAUACGUCCUCAAAGGCUCCGAACUCAUCCCCCAUCGCCCUCUCCACCCCACCACCACCACCACCACCGCCGCCGCCAUUAACGCCCAACCCUUUCCUCCUUCUUCUUCUUCUUCUUCUUCUUUCAGUGAGAAAAGUUCGAGGGUGGCUGCUGCAGCGGAGGAAGACGAGGAGGAGAAAGAAGAAACUAAAGAAGAAGCAGCACCAGCAACAACAGCAGCAGCAGCAGAAAAGCUGAAUCCGAAUCCGAACCCGAAUCCGAAUCCGAAUCCGGCGGAGACAGUCUGGAUCGAGGCAGCGGAGGAUGACGAGGUGUUGUCACUGAAUCCUCCGCCACUGCCGCCGCCGCCACCGCGGGACUCGUCGGACGAGUCUGCGGCUCAACGACGCAGCGCGGUGUUCAAGAUCGACGCCCGAGAGGCGGUGCAGCAGCAGCAGAUAGAGGAGGAGAAGGAGAAGGAGAGAGGAGAGAGGAUGGCGGGGGAAUCAGAAAGGCGGAGCCAGAGCCGGAGCCUGCGCCGGGCGUCCCACGCGCUCCGCAGCAUCCUCACCUGCCGCGCCGUCGAGACCAACGACGCGGCGCUGCGGCCAGUCAGCCGGCGCGAGCGGAGCAGCGGCAUCGGCGGAGAUGGAUCGCAGCUGGCUGCUCGCCGGCGGACAAAUUUGGAAGGCCGCCGUUACGACUCCCGGAAGAGCAGGUCUGGUGGCGGGAAAGGGACGAAGAUGGCGGGAGAAAAGGUUGGUGUGGCGUCCGCAGCGUCUUUUAAGCCUUUUGGCGCGCCCUACUGCUCGCAAUGCGGGAAACCGUUCAACCCAGAGAAACUGCACUCACACAUGAAGUCAUGCAAAGCUUUAAAGGCAAGAGCGAAAGGUUAUACAAAUCUGUAAAAGAAAAAUAAAUAUAUAUAGUCGAGAAGUAAAAUAGCUUUUGCAGUCGCAGGCAUCACCAGGCUAUUUUUGUCGGCUUUUUCUAGUUUUUUUUUAAUUUUCUAAACUAGUAGCCACAUAAACUUAGAUAUGUAAAUGUUUGUUUUGGAGAGCUAUAUAUGGAGUGGUCAUUAUUGACCACAUUGUGGAAUUGCUAAAUUAGAAUGCUCAAGUGAAGAAGUGGCAUAGAGAAAAAAGAAGAAUUAGAUCGAUGGAAAUUAAGAAAAAAAUAAUGGAAUUAUAUGAUGCUAAAGUACAUAAAAGAUAACUUAUUCGAUCUGUUUGUAACCUAUUAAAAAUUGUUUGUUACAUGUAGGUGGAGAAUAGUUUUGGUAA
Ananas comosus (pineapple) is the source of this 1760-nucleotide messenger RNA. Its product is annotated as protein UPSTREAM OF FLC. NCBI's taxonomy places the organism in Eukaryota, Viridiplantae, Streptophyta, Magnoliopsida, Poales, Bromeliaceae. Bases 219 to 1385 code for a protein of 388 amino acids. The transcript is spliced from 7 exons. The record is from RefSeq and is a predicted model, not a curated record.